Molecule: messenger RNA, 3936 nt
Organism: Aspergillus tanneri
Lineage: Eukaryota; Fungi; Ascomycota; Eurotiomycetes; Eurotiales; Aspergillaceae
Product: Elongator subunit IKI3
Exons: 9
Coding region: 1-3936 (1311 amino acids)
Biological process (GO): tRNA wobble base 5-methoxycarbonylmethyl-2-thiouridinylation
Cellular component (GO): cytosol; elongator holoenzyme complex
Molecular function (GO): tRNA binding
Source: RefSeq, a predicted model, not a curated record
AUGCGCAACCUCAAAAACGUGCGCCUCGCCGAGGUGCAGCUUCAGAAUGAGAUUCCUCUCACCUCUACGGCAUGGGAUACGGCUUCCGACGCUGUGAUUUGUACAUUUGGUCCGACGCAGGCCAAUCCAGUCAUUGAGCUCAGGCGAAAGCGACAGGAUGCAUAUUUUUCAGACCCAGUAGGGGCCGAUGUGUUUGAAUGUAUCGCAUCCUGGGAUGCGCCCUGUCCGCUACCAGAAUUGCCCUGCGAUCGUGUUCUUUCGCUACAUUACUUCGCCGACAACCUCACUGCGUGUUUGGUGCUGGAAGGAGGGGACAUUGUCAUCGUGCGCGAGGAUCCCCUCCCCGGUGAAGACAAGAUCGAGAUUGUGGGCUCAGUCGAUGUUGGUAUCACGGCAGCUGCCUGGUCUCCGGAUGAGGAGCUGUUGGCUUUGACCACGCGGGCCAACACGCUCCUGUACAUGACGAGAGACUUCGAAAAUGUGGCCGAUAUCACCUUCACCCCCGAGGACCUCCAGCAGUCCCAGCAUGUGUCUGUGGGCUGGGGUAAAAAAGAAACACAAUUCCAAGGCAAGAGAGCCAAGGCUCUUCGUGACCCUACAGUUCCCGAAAAGGUGGACGAGGGAAAACUAAGCAACAACGAUGACGGGCGGACUACAAUAAGUUGGCGAGGAGACGGUGCUUAUGUGGCUGUGAACCACAUUGAGUUCGGCAUCCGCCGUUCCAUCAGGGUAUACUCGAGAGAAGGGACUCUAGACAGCGUGAGCGAGCCAGUCGAUGGUUUGGAGGGUGCUCUCAGUUGGAGACCCUUUGGCAACCUCAUUGCGGGUAUUCAACAACGCGAAGAUAGAGUUGACGUUGUAUUCUUUGAACGAAAUGGCUUGCGUCAUGGAGAGUUUAGUCUCCGUUUGACGGAGGAGGAGAGAACGUCAUGGGCGUCCAAGAUUGAUCUCGUUUGGAACGUCGAUUCGACAGUUCUCGCAGUCCAAUUCCAAGAUCGGAUUCAGUUAUGGACAAUGGGCAACUACCACUAUUACCUUAAGCAAGAGGUCCCUGUGGUGGUACGCCCCGAGUAUCCGUACCAUUUUGCCUUCAAGUGGCACCACGAGAAAGCAUUGCGCUUUGUCGCUGGCGCUUCAGAGUCUAUACUAGACGUGGAAUUUGUCUUUGAUGUCUCGCACAGUUCGACGGCUGCUCCAGGGGAUGUCGGGGCUGUUGCUGUUGUCGAUGGGAAAAUCUUGAAAUUGACACCCUUGAGAUUGGCGAAUGUCCCUCCCCCGAUGGCUCACAAUGAAUUGACAUUAGACUCAAACGUUAUCGAUGUCGCGUUUAGCAAGUCGGGAGCCCGGAUUGCGGUUCUCACAGAAGACAGCUUCUCUAUCUUCCUAUGGUCCUUUAAGACCCGACCCAUUGCUACUCCUAUACUUGAAUCAAGCUAUCCGUUGUCCAAUGCACCUAGCAGCCGACCCCGACAAAUCGCAAUUAUCAACGAGAAUGAAGUGUAUAUUAUGAAAAGCAGCGGGCUCAACAAUACUGAUAUUGAGAGAACGGCAUUAGAGACACGGAUAACCAGCGUCAUUCACCAGACAGCCGGCUCAGAGCAGCUCGUUUCAAUAUUUCCCUCGCUUAACCAUGAAACAGUAUGGUUUUCACAUAUUAGCACGUCCGGCCAACCGAUUUCCUACUCUUAUAUCAGUUCUCCUUCCCCAAGUGAACAUGACAUUGUUCCCUAUACUCAAAGCCCUGCAGUUGAAACUUACUGGGCUAAGGCUGCUCAGAUCGCUGAGGACGAGCAUGUUUUGGUUUCUUUGACAAGGGCCGGUGCUCUGUAUGCGAAUAAUACUUUGCUCGCCAAAAAUUGCACAUCCUUCCUCAUCACCCAAGCCCACGUCUUAUUUACCACUUCCCAGCAUCUUCUAAAAUUUGUUCAUUUAACUAAGGCAGAAGACAUGGAUAUUCCUCCCGAUACCCCUGAAACAGAUGAAAGAUGUCGAAGCAUAGAACGCGGAGGGCGGUUAGUGACCGUGAUCCCAACUACGUUCGCUGUCAUCUUGCAGGCGCCUCGGGGUAACCUCGAGACCAUAUAUCCUCGUGCUUUGGUGCUGGCAGGUGUCCGGGCUUUUAUUGACAGGAAAGAUUACAGGUCUGCGUUCCUUAGCUGUCGCAGCCAGAUGGUGGACAUGAACAUUCUCCAUGACUAUGCCCCCGAGCAAUUCAUGGAAAAUAUUCCACUAUUUAUUGACCAAGUUAAGAGGAUUGAUUUCAUUGAUGAAUUUCUUUCUCGAUUGAGGGAGGAGGAUGUCUCGCAAACUCUCUACAAAGAUACACUACAGACACCCAAGGCUGAUGAUACUCCCGUCAACCCCGCUAGCAAAGGCAGCAAGGUGAACCAAAUAUGCGACGCAUUUCUGGUCACUCUGGAGAAGCGAAUGGACACCAAUCUUCAGAACCUGAUCACAGCACAUGUGUGCAAGACGCCGCCGGCUCUUGAGGCCGGACUUCAGUUGGUUGCACGCCUGAGGGAACAAACUCCUGAACAAGCGGACGAUGCAAUUGAGCAUAUGUGCUUCCUGUCUGAUGCCAAUCGCCUGUAUGAUACUACGUUGGGACUCUAUGAUCUUGACCUCACGCUGUUGGUAGCACAGCAGGCGCAGAGGGAUCCGCGAGAGUAUCUUCCAUUCUUACGGAAGUUGCAACAGCUUCCUGAACUCCGACGAUAUUUUGAAAUCGACAACUACCUUGGGCGCCACUCGAAAGCUCUAAAACAUCUUCAUUCGCUCAACGCCCAUGAUGAGCUCCGAGCAUAUGCCAUCAAGCAUGUUCUGUAUAAGGAAGCCAUUGAUGCCUACAAGUACCAGCCAGAGCAGCUGCGUGAUACCACCCACAUCUACGCUGACUACCUCUACGAUCAAUCCAAGUACAGGGAGGCGGGCAUAGCUUACGAGUCUCUCUCCCUCUACACGGAUGCAUACAAAUGCUACCAACGCGCGCAUCUCUGGCGGGAGUCCCUAUAUUGCGCCAUGAUGGUCCCCAUCUCGGAGGAAGAAUUGAAGAUCCAUGCACAGACAUUGGCGACAAGCCUGACGGAAGAGAGCCGUGAUUACGUCUCUGCAGCGCAUAUUCACGCCGAGCACUUGCGUGACGUCCCAGCCGCAGCUCGACUCCUCUGCCGUGGCUCCCGAUUCGCGGAUGCUACCCGGCUCCUCGCCCUGAACGACAAGCAGGAUCUCAUUCCGGAGGUGGUGGACACCGGACUGGCCGACGCCAUGGGAUCCAUGACGGAUCUCCUUGCCGACUUCCGAUCGCAACUGAAUGCUCAAGUGCCGCGGAUCCGGGAGCUGCGCGUCCGUCGCGCCACCGACCCACUGGCGUAUUUCGGAGGCGACCCGUCCACAGGGGACAUGGAGGGAGAUAUUCCGGAUAACGUUUCUCUCGCUCCAACGAACGCAUCCACCCUUGCUGGGCGCAGUAUAUUCACCCGAUACACGGGACAGAGUGGCAAAACGGGUCUGACCAGCUCCACGAGGAUGUCAGCGAAGAACAGACGGAAGGAGGAGCGGAAGCGUGCCAGCGGCAAGAAAGGCACCGUGUACGAGGAGGAGUAUCUGGUGAAUAGCGUGCGACGACUGAUAGAGCGGGCGAAUUCGACCGUACCGGAGGUCGAGACCCUUGUGGAUGCGCUCCUCCGACGGGGUAUGCGGGAACGGGCCGCCGUGAUCGAGAAGACAAUGCAGGAGGUGCUGAGUCUGUGUACUGAAAGUCGAGACGAAGUGAUUAAUUCUGUGGCCGAGGACGGACGUGGACAACUGAAUGAAGACCCCGAGGCCGGGAACCAGGGAGCAGACUUUGUCCACCUGGUGUCUGGGACCAGCUUUGCGUCUCUAAGUGUCCAAAUGCCUGUGGUCAAAAAGUUGAAGCAAUCAGCACUGCUGAACUGA